Lepus europaeus (European hare) is the source of this 2096-nucleotide messenger RNA. It is a transcript of the gene ZP4, whose product is annotated as zona pellucida glycoprotein 4. Gene Ontology annotation, biological process: binding of sperm to zona pellucida; prevention of polyspermy. Gene Ontology annotation, cellular component: egg coat. The coding region runs from base 1 to 2073 and encodes 690 amino acids. The transcript is spliced from 15 exons. The record is from RefSeq and is a predicted model, not a curated record. Lineage: Eukaryota; Metazoa; Chordata; Mammalia; Lagomorpha; Leporidae. Gene Ontology annotation, molecular function: acrosin binding; structural constituent of egg coat.
AUGGCAUGCAUCAAGAGGACAGCUCUGUUCUGGGUGCAUGAGAAACUCAGCCUCGUGGCCUGGGGAGGAAUGCCACCACAUCCCGUCAGACCUCGUGUUUCAUCUGGAGUUCUUGGGGACCCCUGCCAGAUACUCCAACCAUCACCAUCCUACGGCACAGCUGAGAUUGCCCCCGGCUGUCUAAUGUCACACUGUAUUCUUAAUCAAGGUGUGGAUUCCAUAAUGAAGUCAGGAAGUGAUUAUCCAGAUGUCAGUGAAGAGCACAAUCUGCUAUCAGAGCUACCAAUGGAGGGAACAGCCCACAGCUCCUACUACCCCAGAGCUCAGCAAGAAGGUAGCCCAGCAAAUAUGGAAAAGAGGGGUGCCCUCACCAGCAGCACCAUCAUGUGUCAGUAUCUGUGGGAGCUCUAUAUGCUAAGAGUCUGGGGCCUCAGCAGCUACAUGAAAGGGCCCAAGACACUGACAUCAAGUCAAGAUCAGCCUACGACCAUUGAGACUGCCCUGUAUAGACAAUGUCCCUUGGAUGUCACUGUAUUUGUGCUGUCCCUUGGCUGGCUGUCCUCUUGCUGUACUAGUGACCAUGGAAAUUGGAAACUGACCAUUUCGACCAUUUCAGCUUCUCUUCUCCCCACCCCUCUGUUUGCAGACAACCAAGGGCGACCGCACAGGCUGCAGAAUGACACUGACUGUGGCACCUGGGUAGGAGAGGGUCCAGGCCCCUCCGUGGUACUGGAAGCAAACUACAGCAGCUGCUACGUCACUGAGUCGGACUCGUACUACGUCAUGCUGGUCGGGGUUGAAGAGGUGGACGCAGCUGGACACAACCUGGUUACAAAGCAGCAGCUGCUUAAGUGUCCGACGCAUCUCCCAGCUCCAGAUGCUGGACUAUGCGACUCUGUCCCAGUGUGGGACAGGCUGCCCUGUGCUACUGCACCCAUCUCCCAAGAAGACUGUGAGGAACUAGGUUGCUGUCACAGCUCCGAAGAGGUAAAUGCCUGUUACUAUGGAAACACAGUGACCUCACACUGUACCCAAGAGGGCCACUUCUCCAUUGCCGUGUCCCGGAAUGUGUCCUCGCCCCCGCUGCACUUGGAUUCUGUGCACCUGGUCUUCGGGAAUGACAGUGGAUGCCAGCCUGUGGUAGCAACGCGUGCCUUUGUCUUGUUUCGAUUCCCGUUUACUGCCUGUGGUACCACAAGACAGAUCACUGGAGACAGAGCAAUAUAUGAAAAUGAGCUGCUUGCCACUAGGGAAGUGAGAACUUGGAGCCAUGGCUCUAUCACCCGUGACAGCAUCUUCAGGCUCCGAGUCAGCUGCAGCUAUUCCAUAAGCAGCAGUGCUCUCCCAGUUGAUAUGCACGUGUUGACUCUUCCACCACCACUUCCGGAGACCCAGCCUGGGCCCCUCACUGUGGUACUUCAGAUUGCUAAAGAUAAAGACUACCACUCUUACUAUACCGUGGAUGACUACCCAGUGGUGAAGUUACUUCGGGAUCCCAUCUACGUGGAUGUUUCCAUCCUUUACAGAACAGACCCCUACCUAGGUCUACGCCUCCAUCAGUGUUGGGCCACACCAACGACAAACCCCUUGUAUUGGCCACAGUGGCCCAUACUGGUGAAGGGAUGCCCUUACACUGGAGACAACUAUCAAACCCAGCUAAUCCCAGUCCAGGAAGCCUUCGAUCUGCCAUUCCCCUCUCACCACCAGCGCUUCAGCAUUUCCACCUUCAGCUUUCUGGAUUCCUCGGUGACAAAGGAGGCUCUAAAAGGACCGAUAUAUCUGCACUGCAGUGUGUCAGUCUGCCAGCCUGUUGGGACACCAUCCUGUAUGGUAACCUGUCCUAUUGACAGUCGAAGAAGAAAUUCUGACAUCCAUUUCCAGAACAGUACUGCUAACAUUUCUAGCAAGGGACCCAUGAUUCUACUUCAAGCCACAAAGGAUCCUUCAGAAAAGCUCCAUAAACACUCAGGUGUUCCUGUGCAUCCUGGAGCUCUAUGGGUGGCAGGCCUUUCUGGGAUCUUCAUCAUUGGAGCCUUGCUCGUAUCCUAUGUGGCAAUCAGGACACGAAGAUAAGUUCCUUGGGCCAAAUAUAUCAA